AAGCCCCGCCUCCGGAGCAGACGUCCCAUGAGUCAUAAAGUUUGAUGUCCUGCCCAAAGUUUUAGUCCCGACUGGAGCAAAAGUUUUUUUUUUUCUGGAAAGUGCUGUGCAGAGAUUUGUUCUUCGCACUGUGAUUCCGUCGUGUGAGAAUAGUCCACAACAGCCGACACGCAGCAAGAAGUGCGUUUUGUGGCGUUUGUUUUUCCUCCUUUUGAGGCUGCGUGAACUUUUUUUUUUUUUGUAAGUUUGGGGCCGGACGGCAGCACAGAUUCCCGUGUGGAGUAGAUAUGCGCUUUGUUACAUUCUCAAGAAUGCCAGCGAGAAACGACAGGAAAGCGCUGUGUUUCACUGCGGAUUUCGACAGCUAACACCCGGGAGAAAGAAGCGAACCGGUCGAGUGUUCAACUUUAGAAUGACUCGAAAUCACUUUUUCUGAGUGUCGUCGAUAUUUCCUGCUGUGAAAAAAAAAACAGAAAAAAAAGUUUGAGAUUGACUCAAACUUAGUUUUAAUUAUUUUUUUUGCGUGAAGUUUCUGAACGGGAUAUUUUUGGACACAGAAAGUUCAAAGACUUUUUUUUUUUUUUUUGCGGUCGGGAAAAUGGAUCCGAGCCAGCACAACCCUCCCGUCGGGCACCAGAUCGUCCACGUACGGGGCGACUCCGAGACCGACCUGGAGGCCCUCUUCAACGCCGUGAUGAACCCGAAAAACACUAUCGUGCCCCCCUCCGUACCCAUGAGGAUGAGGAAGCUGCCAGACUCCUUCUUCAAACCCCCCGAACCAAAGUCCCACUCCAGACAAGCCAGCACCGACGCUGGGACCGGCGGCGUCCUCACGCCCCACCACGUCCGAGCUCACUCGUCCCCGGCCUCUCUUCAGCUGGGCGCUGUUACCGGUGGCUCCAUGUCUGGCAUGCCGCCGCCUUCCCCCCAACAUCUCCGUCAGUCCUCGUAUGAGAUUCCCGAUGACGUGCCCCUGCCCCCGGGGUGGGAGAUGGCCAAGACGGCCUCUGGGCAGAGAUACUUCCUCAACCAUAUUGAUCAGACCACGGCCUGGCAGGAUCCUCGCAAAGCCCUGCUCCAGAUGAACCAGGCUCCCCCUCCCAGUACCGGGCCAGUCCAGCAGCAGAACAUUAUGAACCCGGCCAGUGGUCCUCUCCCUGAGGCCUGGGAACAAGCUAUUACAUCAGACGGAGAAAUUUACUACAUCAACCACAAGAACAAGACCACAUCCUGGCUUGACCCACGACUUGACCCACGCUUUGCCCUGAACCAGCAAAGGAUCUCCCAGAGUGCUCCAGUGAAGCAGGGGGGGCAGCUCCCGCCCGGAUUCGCAGUAGGCAACAGCCAGAUGAGGCUGCAGCAGAUGGAGAAGGAGAGGCUGAGACAAAAGCAACAGGAGCUGCUUCGGCAGAGACCACAGGAGCUCUCCAUAAGGAAUCAGCUGCCUACAAGUAUGGAUCAAGAUGGCGGCACGAACCCUGUGUCCUCCCCUAUGGCCCAGGAUGCCCGGACCAUGACCGCCAACAGCACUGACCCAUUCCUCAACAGCGGGACCUACCACUCCAGGGAUGAGAGCACCGACAGCGGCUUGAGCAUGAGCAGCUACAGCGUCCCUCGCACUCCAGACGACUUCCUCAACAGCGUGGAUGAGAUGGACACAGGGGACGCUCUUCCACCCUCCAUGGCAACGCAGCCAAGCCGUUUCCCCGACUACCUGGACGCCAUCCCGGGAACAGAUGUCGACCUGGGCACCCUGGAGAGCGAGAGCAUGGCGGUGGAGGGCGAGGAGCUGAUGCCCAGUCUCCAGGAGGCCCUGAGCUCCGACAUCCUCAAUGACAUGGAAUCGGUGCUGGCAGCUACCAAGAUCGACAAGGAGAGCUUCCUCACGUGGUUAUAGAGGGUUUGAGGAGGGCUCCGAACUCCUCUCCCCACACUUUGAACUGCUGCCUGCUCUCAUCUGUGAAGGAGUCACGGAUGCUUUGGCGAGACAUUUCAGCGUUGCCUCCCUGGACCUCGGCAUGUAAGGCCAAUCUCUUUCGAGGCAGCGUUGUUCUUUUCUUCUUCACUGGUGUGUUAUCGCUUUAUUUUGUCUGUGUCUUCAAGGCUGGCCCAUGAACAGACAAUAACGCAAGGGCUCCCCCCGAAUCUUUCACAGAUCUCUCAGUGAAACUAGGGCAUCUUUAACUUGAAGCAGGGUGUUCCUUUCCCUGGUCUCCCUUCAAAGCUGAGCUGGGUGGGUGCAUGAACUCUUCUGCAACUCUUUUGCCAUCCUCAGUUAUCUCCGGAAGCCUCUGGUGCCGCUUUUUUCCUGCAAUACAGCAUGAAGCAGCGCUACUUAACGGCGUUUGAGACUAUUGCAUCUAGCUUUUAUAGCUUUAUAUUGGGUCUGGGGUGUUUUUAUCCUUUUUAAAUUUUUUUUUUUUUUAGUGUGUUGUCAACGAGCCUGACAAACCAAAAAUGAUGUGUUUGAAGCAUAAAGUACAAUACUGAUUUGGAGUAAAGGUAAUGAGGCCAAGUUUGGACAUGUUGGCUUUUGGGAGGGGGGGGGGGGGGGUUGUAGCCCGGGGACCGACUACAUUGCUGCUUGGCUGUGCCAGCAAGUCUAAGUUAAACCUUUUAAUAGAUCAAGUGCCUUCAGUAGUAUUUUUUUUUUUUUUUGAGACGCGAGCAACAUGAACAAUUACUAAAAGCAAUAUGCUGCGUUCGCUUACAUCAGCCACACUUUCCUCUAUGUAAUGUUCAAUAAUCAAAAUUGUAUUUUUGUUUUCUAAACGCAUAAGGGUAUGUAGAGAUUUCUGUUUUAUGUUUCUCUAAACCCUAGCUUCUAAGUAUCUGUCUUAUCCAGGCCUGAAUCAUGAGUCAUUCUUUGUUUUAUCUUUUCACUCUCCUUUUUGUUUUUAGAUUAAUACAUAUGUAUGAUAGCUUUGAGCAAAUUAUUUUGUUUCUUGUUUUUUAAAUUUCUUUCAUAGAUUAACUAACAUUUUGUUAACGACUUCAACUGUUCGCAGCACACCACUUUCCCAAGAUGAAGUCUGCAAAGACACAGAAUGGAGUUUGGGCUUAAAGGUGUUUUUAUUUUUUUUAAUUUUUUUUAUUUUUCAUUCUUUUGCGGAUUCACUUCUUGUCUCUGAUUUACUUUAUGCGUAUUAGAGUUAUUGUGAUGAUCAAAUCCUGCUUUUGCUAUUUUUGCAUUGAAGCAUUGAUGAUCAAAUGGAGCUCUUGCUACCUUUCCUAAACCGUAACCAAAAAGGUAAAUCUACAGUUCUUCGAUCAAUCGAACCUCGUGACAAUGUACAGUGAACAAACAGCUCCACGGGAGCGUAGCCGCUCUGUACUAAAAUGAGGGGUUUAUAGACCACAGCCAGGACAAGUUUAAGCAGGUUUGAGACCCAUGUGGGGGGGGGGGGGGGGGUGUAAUAGUGUAGAAGGCCAGGGAUUGACUGAUGGUGGUGACUUGCGGAUUGUUUUUAGUGUUUUUAUUUUAUUUUUAUUUUUUUUUAGUUUAAUUAUUUCACAAAAGAAUGAACAAUCAGUUAUUAUCCAGUCAGGAAUUGUGGUGGCAGAUUCCAAAGAUGUCUUUUUUUUGUUUUAUGACACUAACAUUUAAUAUCGCUUCCAUUUUCACAGAGUCCAGAAACCAGUAUGGUUUGUAAAUCAGCCUCUAAAACACACUGUAUAAGCUAAUGAGAAAAUGAUGAAAGUUUCAAGUGUUAAUGGACAUGUCUAUGAAUAGGUCUAGCUCAGAGAUUUUUCUUUUUAGACAGUUUUGAGUGACUAACCCUAAGAUUUUAAAGUUGAGGUUUCAGAACAGAGCAGCAAGUGAUUCCUCUAUAAGCGCUCGCAUGUUUACAUUAUCUCUGCGUAGGAAACUGCUACAUCUGCAGUGGAGACGACACACUGACAAUUCUCUCAUAAUCCCAUUACUUUGAUGUUUACACCAUGACUACAUCUUUGCAUGACGGCAGUAACCUUUGAAAAGUCAGCCUGCUGUGUGUGACCUCGUUUGAGUCCUUGCAGGUUAUCAUUGGUUCUGUCGCCAACAAAUAGUUUGUGGCAUUAACUUGAUGGAACAAUAAUUUUUUUUUUUUUUAGAUCAGUGAUCAUGAACAAUUUAUUUUUAUGUGUGAGAAACCUCUUUUUAGUUUUGAUUUUAUUGAUCAUUAAAUCAUGUGUUGAUGAUGAAUUUGAGAUGGAUAAACAGUGUUGAGAACAAUGCAAGUAAAAUGAGUGGUACACUACAGUGCUUGUAUUGCAGGGCUACGGUUUUCAUUUUGAUGCAAUGCCGCAUUUUGUCACACAAACCUGAUUUUAUGCUUUCUUAGUGUGUAACUGAGCGUAUUAGCUGUUGACUGUCAUUUUAGCAGUAGAACUAAUCACACAAGUUAAAGGAUUUUGUAUUUGGAGUUUUCUAAAUGCACAUGAAAUGAAUUUAUAUUCAGUAAUGAUCUGUUCUUUUAUUUUCGAUAGAUAUGUGCAUGUGUUUUAGAACAUUAAAUUCUGUUACAUUAUAUCUUGCUUCAUAUGAUACUUUGAAAUUGGCCUGAAAUAAAGUAUAUACUUUUGUGGUAAUA
Gasterosteus aculeatus aculeatus (three-spined stickleback) is the source of this 4571-nucleotide messenger RNA. RefSeq names its product Yes1 associated transcriptional regulator (gene yap1). NCBI's taxonomy places the organism in Eukaryota, Metazoa, Chordata, Actinopteri, Perciformes, Gasterosteidae. Gene Ontology annotation, biological process: hippo signaling; positive regulation of transcription by RNA polymerase II. Gene Ontology annotation, cellular component: nucleus; cytoplasm. The record is from RefSeq and is a predicted model, not a curated record. Gene Ontology annotation, molecular function: protein binding; transcription coactivator activity.